Gongylonema pulchrum is the source of this 696-nucleotide messenger RNA. Lineage: Eukaryota; Metazoa; Nematoda; Chromadorea; Rhabditida; Gongylonematidae. The record is from the annotation of a GenBank genome assembly.
AUGAAGGACACAGAGGACUGCAUAAGUGAUGUUGAUGAUGAUGCAGGAUUUCGAGCGAAAGAGCCGGAUUUCACUGACAACACAGCAUGCCUUCCUACAGAUAUGCAUGCCGAUUGGCUUAGCGUUCUAGCUGGCGAAAAUUCUCGACGAAUAAGCGAAGCUACUGAAACGGAUCAUGUAUUCAUCAAUUUUCGCUCAGCUGAAUACAUUUUUACUGCAUGCACAAGACUUCGUCUACCAUCUGAAGUGAAAUAUGCGGCCUUGUUAAUCUUUGACAAUUUCAUGGUUAAGUUGGUGAAUGGGCUGCAUGAAUGCAUUUACAAUUCCAAUCGACCAGAUCGUGAAAAAUAUCGUGAAUGGGAGCAUAUCGAGGCGGCACUAUCACAAACAAAAUGGACGCGAAUAAUUGAUGCAGCUAAUUAUUGGCAACAAAUUAUGUAUGUUAUGGAUUGUGUUUUCAUCUACUGGACCGAUAUAUAUCAGCGAAUGAUUGGCAAUGUUGUGGGCGCUGCUGUUCCAGUGCCACGUGAGCAGAUUUGUCGUGUGCAAGCUGACUGGUUUUUGAUGGCAUGUGGAGUGAUUGUUACAGCUGCAUGUUGCGUAGAAGGAGCAGAAGCUGCCGAUGAAGUACUUUUUUUUUCUGCAUUUCCCCAUUACGAAUAUGGAAUAUACGUAGAGGGGCAAAUUUCUGCAUAA